CGAACAGUCGCGAAUUAUGUUUUUUGUUGAGAAAUUAACGUCAAUCGAUAAAUAAUUUCAAGAAUUUCAAGUCCAAGACUUCCAACUGUGAAAAAUUGAUAUACUGACAAAGUACAAGUCCAUUUGUCGAUCCAUUCAAGAUCUAUCGAUCAUGAUUUCAAGUUUCAACUGUUUCAAGAUCUAUUUUAAUUAGACGUCGUGCAUUGUGCAUAGGGCUGCAUAGAGCACGAUGUGAAUCCUCCCUUAGCUCAGCGUGUUGUUGAAGCUUGAAGCUUGAAGCGUCGUUUUUCCGUCGUCCGGAUCGGACACGUUGGUUAUUGCGUGAAUAAAUUAUUAUUAGUGUCGCGGUGCCGAUAAUGACGCGCUCGAUCAACGUGACGAGUGGCGCGACGGGAGGACGAUGAUCUCGGCGUCGCGUCGAUGUCGAUCGCAAUUGGAGUAGUGCAUGGUAGUGCAGAGUAGUGAACGCCUCAAACGCCUGUGCCCUGAUCUAGAGGCACCGGAGCAAGGAUCAGGUUAGAUUCAGGGUGGUUUGCCGCUACGCGCCCGCAGAACAGAAUCAUGUCGUUUCGUUUGGACAGGAGAAAGGCAGAAACCGACAGGGUGAGUUGAGUGUAUGCAUACACUGGCAUACGCAUCCUGGACUGAUAAGAUAAAUAUUGUAUAUUGUAUGUGUGCGGAAAUUGGGACAAACUUUUGGAGGCCAUUGUUUUUGGAGGGCCCAUUCAGAAAAACGGCUUUACAGGCUGUGUUCCAGAAUUUACUGCCAAGCGUUGAAAAUCUAUAGUAUACGUUACGUUUUCAGCGUUGGCAGUGAAUCGAACGAGCUCCGAAUCAAGGUCUCAUUACGAUAAAUUUGAGUUAAUAACAAUACAAAGUCUUUACUUGCAUCCGUACAUCUGCAUUCUUGACACUCGGUCUGUUCGCCAGAAGUUUCACCCAAUAACGAGUUGAUAAUUCUAAGUCUCUGAUAAGAGGCGAGCAACAUGGACAUCACAUCAGACUUUGAUCGUCUCAAGGUAUCCGUAUUAGAGAAGGCGUCGCGUAUAUCAGCAACCACGAAGGUGGAUCGCAUUACGAUCGGGCCCCAAUCGGCAUUGUACGAUGAAGAUUCUGACAAGGCGAAUAAUACUGAAAACGAUCAAAAUUCUUGUAACAUUAAAAGUCUGCAGAGAAUUGUUACCACUCCCAAGCACAACAUGGUUUCCACUCCAAAUGGUAUUUGUUUCUCGAUCAAUAAGAUUCUGCUGGAGAGCGAGUUGCAGAGGAAAGAACAAGUCUGGAAAGAAAUAGAGCGUCAUUUUGAGCAUAUGAAGCAGAAUGAUCGCGCCAUCGAAAAGCAAAUGGCUAACUCGCGCACGUUGAUGGCACGUGAACGUGUACGCCUGAAUGAGGAGAAGGUGGCGUUUCUCCAGGCUGAAGAGGAGCGAAUCGCGGAGCAAGAAAAAAUCAAGAAGCGACACGAGCAGCAAUUGCAAGCACAGCGCGAACAAGAACAAGAGGAAAGGCAAAAGCUGGAGGAAUGUCAAAGAAUAAUGAAAGAAAAGGAAGAACUGACGAAAGCCGUGCUAGUCCAUCGGGAUCAGUUUACGGUCAGGUACCACGAUCUCGUGGCAUUAUCCAAGACCUGCAAGGACCAGCAAGCAUUCAGUGUGAUGUUCAUGGCACAUGACGCCACGAUAAGAGAUUUGAUCCAACGAAUCAAAGCUUUAGACGAGAAACUCAAAAACGGAGAAUUGGUAGCUACAGAUGUAAAUAUUAUCGAGGCUGUGGUUUAUCACUUCGACGAUGUAUUGAAUAUAUUUCGUGCGGAAACAGAAAAAAUAAACGCUCAAUACGAAGCGGAACUGGCUCGCAAAGCACAAGUUGCAAACGAGAUACAGCCGGUCGAAGAGACAGACAAUGUUCCAGUUAAUGAUGUAAUGCUUCCUCAACAACCAGACGGGAGCGGUGCUGUGGAAAACAAAGAAGACCAAAAUUCCGGUGCGGUAACGAAUCAAGAAAUAGAAGCCACGCCGAUUAACGAACCAGUUGCACCGGCCAUAUAUGAUCCUACAUUGGAAGAAGCGGCUAAAGAGUCCGCAUGCAAAAAAGGAGAUGUCUUCGAGUACGUCGACCAGGAAUCAUUGCAGAUUUACGUCAGAAGUCAACAAUUCUUGGAGCUCUACAGAGAAACUUGCAAGGACUUUCUACAAUCGGCUGCUACAAAGAAAUUCCGUUUCGAGUGCCAAAAGGCGAUCAAUAUCCCUGUAAAUGCAAUUUCUGGCGUAAGCGAGCAACACUUGAGAGACAAAUAUGACAGGCUGCAGAAUCUUUUGAUCGGAAAAUUGCCUCCCAACGUAACGCAACAUCCACAAGGAGUGAUUUUCUGCAAGAAUCAUCUGGCGAAAAAGAUAGUCAGCCAAGGAGAGACGUUGGUAUCUAGUAAGCCGGAAAUGGCAUUCCCUGUGGCAAUGAUUGUCAUAGCUCUCUGGAACGAGCAUCCAGACUUUGGCGAACUAUUCCUGGCGCAUCUUCACGAGGCGUGUCCGUUCACCGUACCAGUUUUCUUGCAGCAGCAAGAAGGCCAAUCCAAUGAGGAUUAUUAUAAAUCUCUUGGCUGUAAAUAUUCUGAAGACGGUACUGUCGAGAAGCAGGACAAAUUCUUAAAAAGAAUGUCGGGAUUAAUGAGAUUGUAUGCAUCGAUCAUCGUUACAAGACAGCAGAAGGGUGUCACCAAGCCUCAUCCCCAUGGUCUUCGACACGCCUGGAGAUGGUUGGCGGUUGUUUUAAAUAUCGAACCACGAGCCGAUAUUUGUGAUUUAUGCGCGACUUUGAUACUGGAUAUGCUCGAGGUUGCCGGUAACGUGCUGUGGGGUGCAUAUCCAAAGCAGUUUUAUAAAUUGCUGGUGCUACUAAUGGAGCAAUAUUAUCCGUGUAUGCGAAAUGUCGCAGGUGGUGGCGGGCCUUUAGUACGGUUGGAAGAGUUUCUGAACAAUACCCUAAAAAGUGGGUACACCAUACGUGGGUGCACCAUAAGUGGGUACACCAUACGUCUCGCCAAUGGAAUGCUUCCACCUAACUUUUUGUGAUCUUCCGUCAGAUCACGUAGUGACUUAAACGUAGAUUAAAGUAUUUAUUACGAGUCUAAAAAUGAGUUAAGUAACAUAUUUGAAUAGUUUUGAACAUGUAUGACGAAAAUUUUAAAUUGUUUUGAGCGUUACUUGUUGAAGCAAGGUGUGGUGUGGAAGCAAGGUAUUUACACGUCUUGAGAAAAGAAUCCCAGGUAGCAGCACUCGUCAUUUUGACGUCAAAAGUCUGUCAUUUUGACGUCUUUUGACGUCAAUUGACGUCAAAAUGACGAGUGCUUGCUACCUGGGAUGUGAAAUGAUGUGUUUCAAGAAAAACUGUUCAAAUUUCGGGAAUCUAAGUUGAAAAUCUAAAAUUCAAAAAUCACGGAACAUUAAUAUUUUUCUAAAAGUCAUGAGAGAAGUUUGAAAAAUUCCGUGUAUUUGUUAAGUUCCGUAUAUUUGUUAAAAUUCGUUAUCAAAUAUAUUGAGAUUUAUAAGAAAUCCUAACUGUAAGUAACGAAUCGAAACGAUUCUAAAUUCUGCUUGUAAACAAAAUUACUCGAAGAGUGCGAAAAAAGAGAAGAUCAAGUGCCCACUCGGAAUUCAAGUCUCAUCGAAUUGUUAUUAUUAUUUAUACUGUAUAUUCUUCUAGUUUAAUUGUACGAUUUACAAAGUGGAUUUUGAUAAUAAUUUUGUGCGCUAUGUGUACGGAGCGAAUCAAUUUGGAAUAAGUCGCAAUGCAUGUGUUGUCGCGGAAGAGGAAGAAAUCAAACGAGAGAGAGAGCGAGAGAGAGAGGAGAGAAUGAGUGGGAGAAAGAAUCUUUUUUUAACGAAUCAUAUAGAUCGAGGAUAAAUUUGCGAAUUAUUGUAUUUAUUUAGAUUUAAUAAAGAAUAAUGUUAAAUUGAAACAAAUAGAACAUGUAAUAUAUGUAUAAAAUGAUAAAAGAAGUAGAUUAAAAAAAGCGUAAAAAAUUUUUAGUAGUAAGGCAUAUUAGUGGGUAUGAACUUGUUCUUCAGAGCGUAGUUAUUCUCCGAGUUCUUGGCAAAACCAAUGACACCAUAGGGUAACACUCUAAGCAGCAUUUCAUCGUACUUAUUUACGUUCAUCAGAUAGGUUAUAAGUGGUUUGUUCAGUGUGUCCGCUGAAUAAAAUGCAAAUAAAGUAAGUAUUAAAAAAGA
This is a messenger RNA of Temnothorax curvispinosus, 4229 nucleotides long. It is a transcript of the gene Gle1, whose product is annotated as nucleoporin GLE1. The record is from RefSeq and is a predicted model, not a curated record. Gene Ontology annotation, molecular function: phospholipid binding; translation initiation factor binding; inositol hexakisphosphate binding. The transcript is spliced from 11 exons. Gene Ontology annotation, cellular component: nuclear pore cytoplasmic filaments; nuclear pore; cytoplasm. Lineage: Eukaryota; Metazoa; Arthropoda; Insecta; Hymenoptera; Formicidae. The coding region runs from base 987 to 3071 and encodes 694 amino acids. Gene Ontology annotation, biological process: regulation of translational initiation; poly(A)+ mRNA export from nucleus; regulation of translational termination.